AUGCUUGGUCCUGGAAAUAAAAAGACACCAACCUUACGAGCUGUGCAACUGAAACUCAAGGAAACGCAAUCGAUGUUCGGAGAUAUUCGUCAUUUUGUCAACAACUUCAAAGAUAAUACUAGCGCAAGUCAGAUUCAGGUUAGGGUGAUCAAGUUAGAUGAGCUUUGGGAAAAUUUUUGUGAAGCUUUGGUAGAAAUCAAAUCCCAUGAAGAGUAUGUUGCAGAUGAGGACAAAUACGCUAAGGAGAGACAGCAGUUCAGUAAUCAAUACUACGAUGUGAAGGCCUUUUUGUUAGAAAAGUUAGAACUUCUACAACAACAAUCUGCUAGGGAAACUUCAAUCCAUAAUGUUUCCAUGCAAACGGCGUCAGAUCACGUUAGAUUACCUCAAAUCAAACUUCAGUCAUUCAAGGGGGACAUUGAAGAAUGGCUUGGUUUUCGCGAUUUAUUCAAAUCGCUCAUCCACUCUCGGACGGAUUUACCGGAUGUAGAAAAGAUGCAUUAUUUGAAAGGAUGCUUGCAAGGUGAACCAAAGGGUCUUAUCGAUCCACUUCCAAUAACCGGAGCCAAUUAUCACGUUGCUUGGAACAUAAUCAUGAAGCGCUAUGACGAUAGCAAACAACUCAGGAAGAGGCAAAUCCAAUAUCUCUUUAGUCUACCAUCCGUGUAUAAGGAAUCAGUUUUGGAAUUGCAAGCUUUAGUCGAGGGAUUUGAGAGGACUGUACAGAUAUUAGAUCAGAUAGUUGAGGCCAAGGACUAUAAGGAUCUGCUUUUGGUUAAUAUGCUGUCUUGUCGACUAGAUCCAGCAACUCGUCGAUCAUGGGAGGAACAGUCGUCAACCAAGGAAAAGGAUUCGUUGAAGGAAAUGUUGGAAUUCUUACAACGACAUAUUCAAGUGUUGGAAUCUUUACCAAUCAAGCCGGUUGAAUCCAGGAUUGUACAGUCUUCCGCACCAAGACAAAGGAGUCAAACGGUCAAGGCGAGCUACAAUUCUACAGAAUCAUUGGCCUCUAGUUGUGUCUGUUGUUCAGAAAAUCAUUAUCUAUACACCUGUCCUGUUUUCCAAAGGUUGCCUGUAAGAUAUCGUGAGGCUGUUCUGCGGAAACACUUACUUUGCCGAAACUGUUUUAGAGCAGGACAUCAAGGAAAGGACUGUCGGUCGAAGUACUCUUGUCGAAAUUGUAGGGGGCGACACCACACACUGGUUUGUUUCAAAUCUAAUCUGGACGAUACUUCGACUUUAAGGAACAAUACAUCUUCUACUUCUCCGGAAGACGCUGAUGCUUCUACUUCUUCAAUGGAUGCAGUUGCGAACAUAGCAACUUCGGAAACACUAAAGGAAGUGUCUACUUGCAACACAGUGAGCAGAACAACGUCGAAGGUGUUUCUGUCCACUGCGGUUAUUCUAGUUGAGGAUAGCGAGGGCAACAAAUAUCCAGUACGUACCCUCCUAGAUUCGGGUUCCGAAUGUAACUUCAUUUCGGAAAGGUUCAGUCAACUUUUAAAGGUGGUUCGGACUAAGGUUGACAUCAAGGUACAAGGAAUCGGUCAAACAUCAACACUGGUGAAGCAUCAAAUUCAGAUCAAGGUUCGAUCAAGGAUUUCGCAAUUUGCUCGGUCAGUGAAUUUCUUGGUUUUACCAAGGGUAACGAUAAACCUUCCUACUACAACGGUGGACGCAUCAGGAUGGUCGAUUCCCCAAGGUAUUAACCUUGCGGAUCCAGGAUUUUUUAAAUCAACUGGAGUGGAUAUGGUUCUAGGUAUUGAGCUAUUCUUCAGUUUGUUCGUCAUCGAACACAAAAUAUCGCUCGGAGAUAACAUGCCCACGUUGAUCGAUUCGGUGUUUGGCUGGGUGGUAUGUGGUACCUUGGCAUUACCUAAGGCGAUAACUCAGGUCAACUGUAAUCUGUCAGUCUCGAAUCGACUUGAGGAUCUUCUUACUCGUUUCUGGGAAUGCGAAGAAGUUGGAGAACAAAGCAAUUCAUCACCUGAUGAAGCAUUUUGUGAGGAACAAUAUCAACGCACAGUUCAGAGAGCAGAUGAUGGUCGAUAUAUAGUCACUCUCCCCAGGAAUGAAGUUAUGCUGAAGCGUAUGGGUGAAUCGAGGGAUAUAGCUCUGCGGCGCUUCUACAGCACGGAACGCAGGUUGGCGAAGGAUAACAACUUACGUCAACAGUACGUGGCCUUCAUGGAGGAGUAUCAACAAUUAGAACACAUGAAGGAGGUUCAGGAAAUUACAGGCAUCGAUAUCAAAAGGUGUUACCUACCACACCAUCCUGUGGUGAAGGAAUCGUCUACGACAACCAAGGUGCGAGUCGUAUUCGAUGCGUCCUGUAAAACAUCGACCGGAAUAUCAUUGAAUGAUGCCCUCUACGCAGGACCGGUGAUUCAGGAGGAUUUGCGAGCGAUUAUCAUUCGUGGACGAACUAGACAGAUCAUGGUUGUUGCUGAUGUGGAGAAAAUGUUCCGGCAAAUUUGGUCUUGCCUUACGGAUCUUCGAUUCUUAAGUAUAUUCUGGCGUGCUUCACCCAUGGAUGAGAUCAAAACCUACGAACUAUGUACGGUCACCUACGGAACUAAACCGGCACCAUUUCUAGCUACUAGAACCUUGAAACAACUAGCAAUCGAUGAAGGUCACCGAUUUCCUUUAGCGGCCGUUGCUGUGGCAGAGGAUACAUACAUGGAUGAUGUAAUAACAGGGGCAGAUGACAUUGAAAGGGCGUCGAGGCUAAGAGCGGAACUGCAGGGAAUGAUGGAAGCAGGAGGUUUUCAUCUACGGAAAUGGGCAUCGAAUUGUUCUAAGGUUUUGGAAGGAAUUCCACAGGAAAACUUAGCCAUUCCCAAAACUAAGGAAAUUAACUUGGACUCGAAUUCAUCGGUGACCACCUUAGGUUUGGUUUGGAUUCCCGGAACGGAUAAGUUGAAAUUUAAGUUCCAAAUCCCCAAGCUGGUUCCUACUGAACAACUCACGAAACGAAGGAUUCUCUCGAUUAUCGCUACACUGUUUGACCCAACCGGGCUGAUUGGAGCUGUUAUCGUUGAAGCCAAAAUUUUUAUGCAACGCUUGUGGAUGAUGCAAGGUGAAAACGGUGAAAAACUAGAUUGGGAUGAUCCGGUUCCUUCGAAGGUUAGUGAGGAUUGGUGGCGAUUCUAUCAACAACUACCACGAUUGCAGGAGAUUGAAGUUGAUCGUUGUAUAGUUAUUCCUUCUGCAGUAUCCCUGCAAAUUCACUGUUUCUCUGACGCUUCCUUGAAGGCCUACGGAACCUGUUUAUACCUACGGAGCAAGGAUGCAUCAGGACAAACCCUUGUUCGAUUGUUAGCGUCACGAUCAAAGGUCGCACCUUUGAAAACACAAUCCCUGCCAAGGCUUGAACUGUGUGGUGCCCUCCUAGCAACUCAACUCUGCCAAAAGGUGAGAAAGGCGAUUCGCAUUGACGCUCAGGUCUACUUUUGGACAGACUCUACUUGCGUGUUACGUUGGAUCAAGGCCUUUCCUGCUACAUGGACGAUCUUUGUGGCCAACAGGGUGUCCAAAAUCCAAGGUUUGUCGGAAGGAUGUCAUUGGAGCCAUGUAAGAGGAAUCGAAAAUCCAGCAGACCUCAUAUCACGCGGAUUGAAUCCAGACAACAUAAUUGACAGCCAAAUGUGGUGGAGCGGUCCGAAUUGGUUGCAGAACAAUCGCGAACAGUGGCCAAGGCAAAGUCCAGAAACUAGCGAAGAAGGAGAAGAGGAGCGUCGCCGUUGCGUAGCAAUCAAUACUGCCUCAUCGUACGAAGAGUUUAAUGUUUGGUACAUAUCUAAAUUUGAUUCAUAUCAUGAUCUGAUCCGUCGUACUGCUUAUUGGCUGCGCCUAAUGGAUCUUCUCAAACUACCAAAGGGAAGGAGGAAGAAACCGGAACCUUUAACGACAAUCGAAAUGCGCAGAGCUGAAGGAGUCCUCAUUCGAAGAGUGCAAAUUGAAUCAUUUCCCGAUGAAUGGAAGGCUGUAUCAAACGGAUCAGCUGUGUCGUCGAAAUCACCUCUUAAAUGGUUCUGCCCUUAUAUAUCCAAGGAGGAUGGACUUCUGAAAAUUGGAGGAAGACUCAACCAAUCACAAGCAUCGGAAGCUACGAAACAUCCAUCAAUCUUACCAGCUCGCCAUAUUUUCACUCGAAAACUACUGACAUGUUUUCAUGAAAGACUAUUACACGCUGGUCCCCAACUACUUUUAGCCACAGUUAGACUUUUUUAUUGGCCUUUAGGAGGAAGAAGUCUAGCCCGAAAAUUGGUUCACAAUUGCUUGAAAUGCUAUCGUUCGAACCCAUCGACCAUCCAACAAUUUAUGGGAGAAUUGCCAUCUUCGAGAGUAACUGCUUCGAGACCUUUUUCUCACACAGGAGUGGAUUAUUUCGGACCAGUAUACGUAAGACUUGGUCCACGUCGAACAGCAGUGAAGGCAUACGUUUCCGUAUUUAUUUGCUUCUGCACCAAAGCUGUACACAUGGAGCUAGUGACAGACUUAUCAACGGAACGCUUUCUUCAAGCAUUGAGACGAUUUAUUUCACGUCGUGGUAAACCCAGCGAUAUAUUUUCGGAUAAUGGAACUAAUUUUGUUGGGGCAAAAAAUCAGUUGACGAACUUGAUCAGUUUUCUAAAAAACCGAGAACAUCGCGACAAGAUCACCAAGGAGUGCAAUGAAGAAGGCAUCCAAUGGCAUUUUAGCCCUCCUAGCGGACCCCAUUUCGGAGGCCUCUGGGAAGCUGCUGUACGAUCAGCGAAAAAGCACUUGCUGAAGGUGAUGGGAGAUAGCGUUCUGAGCUUCGAAGACAUGAACACUCUGAUCACUCAGAUUGAAGGUUGUCUUAAUUCGCGACCUUUAACGCAAUUGACGGAAGAUCCUGGGGACUUAGAACCAUUAACGCCAGCUCAUUUUCUUAUUGGUUCAUCGCUACAGAGCCUACCAGAAUGUGAUUUUACUGAUAUUCCCACGAAUCGUUUAAGGCAAUGGCAUCUUGUUCAACAAAAGGCCCAACAGUUUUGGAAAAGAUGGAAGAGGGAUUAUCUUACUCAACUUCAAGGUAGGAUGAAACGUUGGAAACCCGCAGUGAAAAUUGAGAUAGGAAAACUAGUGGUGAUCCAAGAUGAUAACCAACCGCCACUACGAUGGAAAAUGGCCAGAAUUCACCAGCUGCACCCUGGACCCGAUGACGUUGUUAGAGUAGUCACACUCAAGACCAGUAGCGGUUUCUUGAAACGUCCUGUUGAACGAUUAUGUCUUCUACCAUUACCGAAUUGUGACGAAGCGGAGUCAGUACAACCCCACGAUCCUUGA
This is a messenger RNA of Ochlerotatus camptorhynchus, 5313 nucleotides long. RefSeq lists its product as uncharacterized. Gene Ontology annotation, molecular function: nucleic acid binding. Bases 1 to 5313 code for a protein of 1770 amino acids. NCBI's taxonomy places the organism in Eukaryota, Metazoa, Arthropoda, Insecta, Diptera, Culicidae. The record is from RefSeq and is a predicted model, not a curated record. The transcript has a single exon. Gene Ontology annotation, biological process: DNA integration.